UGGUAAUGACCUUUGACCCUGAACAUUCAUGUGCAUGGAACACACACAUUACACACGCGAAAGUAAUGCUGAACGAGCUACUGGGAAUUCCCCGUUUUCAUGUUUGUCUCGCGCGCUCAUGUUAACUGCACUAUGCAUCCAUCUGUAAUGUACGUCAAGACGCACGCAAAAUAUGACGAUAACAAUGGAGUAACGUAUUAUUGCUCCUGGAAUGAACAUAUUUGCUAAGCUUGUCGUUUAAUUGACUUCGCACCUUGUCUUGUGUUUUCCUCACACCGCUCUGGUCUCAUUGAAGCGUGAAAAAAUAAAUCAAGAAAUGUCUUCGGGUCGGAAAGUGAAAGUGGCUGUGUACAGCGGGAGUCGGGAAGACAACGUGGCAGGUCUUAUCCAGGAAAUAAGGGACAGGAUGACAGAUUAUGUUGAAGAAGUUAUAUUUGUUCAACUCCCUUACAACCUUAGUGACAUGUUAAAGAUGAAGCUGGACAAGAAUUACUACAUGGUGCUAUGUCAUUCCAUCAACAACAGACGGUUUUCAAUCACCAAUGUCACAGAUGCUCUGUAUGAUGACUUCUUAAAGAAAGCCAAGAAAAGACUAGAUCGCCGUAAGGUGGGUGUGAUCGCUCAUGACUUUGGGUCUGAUGAACUUUUGCCUGAAAAACUAGAGAGCAGGAUGGAAUCUUUCCGAAACAGUCAAGAAAGAACAUUCAGAAAAUCAAUGCUGCAACUCAUCGGUGGACAGCUGUCGAAAUCACCUGUUGAGCUAAGCGAUGGUCAAUGGGAAGAACUAAGAAAAUAUUUCAGAAAUGAAUUGAAAACCCCAAAGCCAAAAAAGCCUGGUCGGAGAAAUUCCUGCUUGUAAUUUCAGUCACAAAAAUCGUAAACAGACAUUAUUGUGUAAUGCAAUGUCGCAAUGAAAAAAUGUGAUGUAAAGCUAUCAAGAGAAGUAGUGAUAUAAGAUCAUUUGUAUAGCAUAACAAUUGAUUUAGCUUUCAUCGUUUUUAUAUUUCUGACAAAAUUAAUUUCAUGUCAAAUAAAAUUGUAUUGUUUAAUGAAAAAAGAUAAUAGUUUAAUGAAUUGAUAAGGGUAGUUUUGGAGUUGCUUAUAGUUUCAAUAAAGGACAGUGUAAAGCGUAUAAAUAUGAACGAAAAGGUAGAAUUUCGUCGUUUCCUGUAGGCCUCCUUUUUUAUAAAAAGUUGUUAGCCUAUUAUACUGAACAUAUUUCGGAAUAUUUGCAUGUAAGAUAUGAGUCAUUCUUUAUUCAUUGUGAAGCUGGGAAUGUUAUGUUCAAUAAUGACGGAAACACGAUGCCAUGUUCCCGUUUUUUUUAUUUACUUAACUUCCCUUUUGAUUAUUCAUAUUCCUGGACCGUGGCCCGCAAAAACACAUGUUACACCGAAAGUGGGGUGGACUUUGCCUGAUGCCAUAUCUUACCUGCAUUCAUUCGUUUAAUUACAAUUCAAUCGAUGAUAAAUAUACAUCAUAUGUCCGUGAAUGUAUAGUCACAGGACGUGUAAUAUUGAACGGAAUUGAGGAAAAUAGCUCCUGAUAGAUGUGGUCCGCCAAUUUAUUGAACGGUAUAUAGAUAAUACUCGUUAGCGAACCAGGACAUGCAGUGGCGGACCAGAAAAGGAAUCUAGAAAAUCGGUACAGGUUUUCUUCAUGAAAUAUCAGAUCGUUGAGAGACCACUUAAAUUUCUGCCUAAGGAGA
This is a messenger RNA of Strongylocentrotus purpuratus (purple sea urchin), 1708 nucleotides long. RefSeq lists its product as uncharacterized. The coding region runs from base 317 to 859 and encodes 180 amino acids. Lineage: Eukaryota; Metazoa; Echinodermata; Echinoidea; Camarodonta; Strongylocentrotidae. The transcript has 3 exons. The record is from RefSeq and is a predicted model, not a curated record.